CGGAAGACCGUGCAGCUGCAGCUGCGUGCACCCCGAAGCCGGGCGGGAGCUCGCGCUGCACCCGCACAGUGGUCGCUUCCAGUCAGAACCCCGCGGCUCCCCAAGAACUCUCCAUGAAUAGCGCAGACUCCGUGGAUGUGGAGGACCUGAGAUACUGAGCUUUGUACUCAUACAAUGGAAGAAAGAGAUGCCAAGGACCAGUCCCCUCAGGGGGAUGAAGAGAAAGAACCUCCAAAGAGCUACCCUUACUCUGUGGAGACCCCGUAUGGCUUUCAUUUGGACUUGGACUUCCUCAAAUAUGUGGAUGACAUUGAAAAAGGACACACCAUCAAAAGGAUUCCUAUCCACAGAAGAGCCAAGCAGGCCAAGUUUAGUACUCUGCCCCGAAACUUCAGCCUUCCCAACAGUGGGGACCGCACCCAUGCUGGUCCUCCCCAGUCAAACUGGUCUCCUGUGGUACCCAGAAAGAUAUCCCUGGGGACCCAGGAGCAAUCCCAGUCACUGCCUCUGGGUGAUCUCCCCCAGGCCUCAGUGCAUGGUAGUGAGCUGAACUACCACAGGAAAGCCCUCUUGGCAAAGGAUACCAGGCAGGUAGAGGCUGGUUCUCUGGAGGAUGCUGGGAGUGGACGGCCCCAACUGUUGAGAGCAUCCAGCAUGCCUGCUACGCUGCUGAAAAACCAGGCCCCAGAAGAACCAAGCCUGACCUCAGGCCCUUCCACACUUCUUGCCCUCCCUCUGCUCCAGGAUGAAGGCAGUGUCUGUGAUGGUACCUUUGACACUGCAGAAGGGCUCUCGGGUUUCCAAGCAUCGGCCCAGUCAAUGGACAGAGAGUUGGGAGAACUGGAGCCAACAAUUCCAGAGCAGGUCUGGGAGGGGGCUGAGGCAGAAGAAGGUGACAACAAGGCAUCAGGUCACCUUUCUCAGCCAAGUCCUUCCUCCUCAGUCCAGAAUGUCCCCAUGGAUCUAGAGGAAGUGGAAAUUCAGCACCAUACUAGAAAAGCAGAGCUGGUGUUAACACCUGGCUCCUCCACUCCCAGCCCGCCCCCUCUGCCAUCCCCUAUCCCUGAGAAUGAGCUCUCCCUGGAGGAAAUUGAGCUCAAUAUCAGUGAGAUCCCACCCCCUCCCCCCAUAGAAGUGGAUGUGAGGAGUGUUGGUAUCUGGGUAACAGAGGAAGGCCUGGGCCUGGCAGAGACUGAGGCCAGCAGUAUCUCCAGCCUGAAGAAUCAGGUCUUGGAGCUUGAGGACAGAUUGUCAGGGAGAAUAGAAGAGCUUGCCCGGGUCAGAGCUGCCCUUGAGCAGCAGGAAGAGGAGACCAAGGCUAGGGAACAGAGAAUUCAAGAACUGGAGUGUACUGUGGCCCAUUUAGAAGAAAAGCUUACUCAAGAGAAGGCCACCGAUGCUCUGGACCGGACUGAUGCCAUGGUGAACACUGACCCCCUUCAUGAACUCAUCCCCAGAGAGUCACAUGACAAAAACAUUGGGGUCAAUUUGCUCAACACUCCAGAUCCUGAAUGCUGGACAUCGAGAGCAGAAAAGAAUGGCUUCCCAUGGGUCCAAAAUAAUCACAAGCCAAGCUAUCAGAGCCCCGAAGAACCCGUGCUGCCACCCCAACUGUCACUGCCAAGGGGACCUGAGCAGAUCCUCGCCUCAUCCUUAUGCAGCUGCCUCUCCAUGGAGCUCCGGAUCGAAGAGGAGGUUUCUGAGCAGGAGAGAGGCCCACAGGUGGGAGCUGGGGGCUUGGACAGGGCAGCAGGAGACUCUUCCUGGAGCAGAAGAGAGUUUGCUCCAGUGAUCAGGGAGGAGGCCAGCUCAGAACUCCCCGGGGCAGAGCGUCCAGGAAGGCCAGCAAGUUCCCCACAAGAUGCCACAAUCGGGCAGUAUGUGAAGAAGAUCCAAGAGCUACUGCAUGAACAGUGGAACUGCCUGGAGCAUGGGUACCCGGAGCUGGCCAGCGCCAUCAAGCAGCCUGCCUCCAAGCUCAGCAGCAUCCAGAACCAGCUGCUCAGUUCCCUUAACCUGUUGCUCUCUGCCUACUCAGCUCAGGCCCCAGAGCCAAAUGAAUCCCCUGCCCCUCCACCCUCCACCCCUCCCCCACCACCAGAGGUCUCUCCGUCGACCAGCCUUAAAUCCAUAAUGAAAAAGAAAGACUAUGGCUUCCGUGCAGGAGGUAAUGGGACCAAAAAGAACCUUCAGUUUGUUGGGGUUAACGGUGGCUAUGAGACCACAUCUAGCGAGGAGACCAGUGGGGAGGACAGCUCCCCUGAGGACUUGUCUGACAGUGAGACUGAGAAGAAACAGGAUUGCUCAGAGCCCAGGUUGGACAGAGACAUGCAUCCCAGCUGUGAGGCUGGGCAGGGAGUCCCUGAAGGCACCAGUAACUCAGGCCACACAAGUGAGCAUGGGGAGGAAGUCUCUCAUCUGAGGGCUGAGAGAUAUAAACCCUCCGAGGAAUUUCUUAACGCAUGCCAGGCGCUGAGCCAGCACCUGCCGGAAACUGGGGACACCACCAAGCAGCUCCUGAGGCAAAACUUGAAUACCAUCAGUCAGGAGUGGUUCCGAGUGUCCAGCAGGAAGUUAUCUAGCCCCGAGGCCGUGGCUGCCUACCUCCUCGAGGUCCAGCCUCACUCUCCACAUCUUCUGAAGCUACUUGUCAACUUGGCUGACCGGAGUGGGAACACAGCCCUUCACUACAGUGUGUCACACUCCAACUUCGCCAUCGUCAAGCUCCUGCUGGACACAGGUGUCUGCAAUGUGGAUCACCAGAACAAAGCAGGCUAUACUGCUGUGAUGAUCACUCCCUUGGCUUCUGCAGAGACAAAAGAAGACAUGGCUGUUGUCUGGAAGCUCUUGCGGGAAGGGAAUGUGAACAUACAAGCGACUCAGGGAGGCCAGACUGCAUUGAUGUUAGGAGUCAGCCAUGACCGGGAGGACAUGGUCCAAGCACUACUGAGCUGCCAGGCAGAUGUCAACCUGCAGGACCAUGAUGGAUCUUCUGCCCUCAUGCUGGCCUGUCACCAAGGCAACGCCGACCUGGUACGACUGCUCCUGGCACAUCCAGCCUGCAACAGCAGCCUGACCGACAAGGCUGGCCGAACAGCUUUGUCCAUCGUUCUGAAUUCACCUGCCCACGUGGAAAUCGCAGAGCUUCUGCGGGCCCACUCGGAGCAGGGCAGGUCUCUGGGGCUGAAGGAGCUGCAGAAGAAUUAGCGGGCAGGAACAAAAGAUUCCUUUUCUGGACUGCCCCCUUGUCCUUAGAGUGGGCCCCGGGUCACAACCAGAGGGCCACCAAUCAAGACAGAAACUAUGUCAAGUAUGCACAAUACAUUCCCGUCAUAUAAUUCUGCUCAUUAGGAUGCUUGGUAGUGUUUUGCCUUAGGCCAAGCCCCCAAACUACAUGGGGUUCAGAGCAGGGUGUGAGGUGCAGAGUGCAGGCUGCAGUUCAGCUUUGAAUUCCUCAUGAUGUCAUCUUUGGAGUCCUGUGUAGCAGGCAAGUAGUAAGGGCACACUUGCACAGUAGAAAAAGCAAUAUUUUUACAUGGAGUUUUCAAGCACACUGUCUUUUUGUUUUUAAUCAAGUAUGAAUACAAAUAUGUCCCAGUGAAUAUGCAUGUCUAGAGAGAAUGGCAGAGGACUCUAAAUUUGGGCAAAGUAGGACUAAGCCCAGUGAUGUCAGUGCCAGGGUGUGAUGUUUCUGAGUACCCCAGGGGCUCCCAUUCCCUCUAUGGAAGUAAGCAGAAAACCAAUCCAAUGGUUAAUACUAUGUGCAUGCUUGAGAGAGUCCAGUUAUUUCACACCAUUCCCAACCUAUGAGAGAAGCAAAUGAAUUGGCCAGCUUCUUGCUAGGAAUGGGUCCUCAUUGUAGAAGUCAACAUCAUUCUCCCGUCUCUAGAGGCACAGGGCCCCUAUAAACAGGUACCAGCUCUGAGAAC
This is a messenger RNA of Grammomys surdaster, 3929 nucleotides long. It is a transcript of the gene Kank4, whose product is annotated as KN motif and ankyrin repeat domains 4. The transcript is spliced from 10 exons. NCBI's taxonomy places the organism in Eukaryota, Metazoa, Chordata, Mammalia, Rodentia, Muridae. Gene Ontology annotation, molecular function: protein binding. The coding region runs from base 175 to 3207 and encodes 1010 amino acids. Gene Ontology annotation, biological process: negative regulation of actin filament polymerization. The record is from RefSeq and is a predicted model, not a curated record. Gene Ontology annotation, cellular component: cytoskeleton; cytoplasm.